AUGUCCAUCCCCGAACGUCGCGUUAGCAACAUCAGCACUGUUCGACCCCGCGUUGCUUCCAGUCGCGUCGAUGCCGACAAGCUCAAACACACCCAAUCGCCGUACCCAAACGAUAAGAUGGACCCUUUGCGCACAAGUACCACCAGUCCGAAAUACAAGACAACGCUCGAAGUCAAAAAAGUGACCGGGAAACACACGGAGCGAUCAGUUCUGGCAGAGAAAUGGCGAGCCGCAAGGGAAUUCGACGACUCGGAUAAGAGGAGAGCCAAGAAGGCCCCAUCUGCGGCGCAUUCAAGACCAGCGACAGCUACAAAGCAGGAGACGGAGGCGAGCCAAGCGCCAUGGAAUCCGCAAGCAUGUCUUAUUCCUCACUCAACAGCUCCUCUCGCCAGUCGUGUAUCAGUCCCUCCAUUAGCUUCAAAUGCGCCUCAGUCCAUCGCCCCUCGCCCAUUUCGGGAGCUUUCUCCUGACGCGCAGGAAUCUGCCAUCCUGGAGGAUCUACUAUUCGUGUUUAUGGGCUUCGAAGGGCAAUAUAUUCACUACCAGAGCGCCUAUGACCCAGCUGCGGAGAAGGAUCGUCUCACCGGUCCUGUUUACCAAUUAGCGCCAGGCUUGGACCCGACUCUACGAGACCUCACACAGUCCAUGCUCAAGAUGGCGACGCAUUAUAGUGCAAUGGAGACUUUCGUGGAAAUUCAGAGUCGGGCUGAGUAUGGCGCUGUUAGCCAUGCACUUUGCGCAUCUAUUCGCAAACUCCUCAAGGACUAUCUGAUCUUGAUCGCUCAGUUGGAAGGCCAGCUGCUGAACAACCCUACAUUCACCCUACAUCAACUUCAUUUACAUACGAUGCCGACCAGCCAAUGCCUUGCCCAACUCUAUCUUUUGGGACAAGAACUCCUGAAGCGCAAUGGAUUGCUGGAAUCUGAUGAUUUGGACGAAUCCAUCGAUGACUUUGAUGACGUGGAUAACAUCCUCGAGCAGCUCAAGGAGGGAGGCGAUCUGGUGCCAGGUGCUAUGGCAAGCAAAAAGAUUUGCAAAGGAGGAAAUGUCUUGGGUUUGUUGACAGAACAGCUCGCUACACUAUCAGGAGAUCCGACCAGCAAGUCUCUCAUACAGGGUUUGUUGCGCGAUGCCAGCCGCCCCUACAUGAACAUGCUCAAUGAAUGGUUGCACCAUGGUGGUAUCAAAGACCCCCAUGCAGAAUUCUUGAUCAAGGAGCAGAAAUGGAUUAAACGUGAGAAGCUUGAGGAGGAUUACACCGACGAAUACUGGGAAAAGCGCUAUACAAUCCGCGACACUGAGGUUCCACCACAGCUCGAGAGUGUCAGGGACAAGGUUCUUCUCGCUGGAAAGUACCUCAACGUGGUACGAGAAUGCGGUGGUGUUGAUGUGAGCAAAGCCGUGAAGGAUGUUCCCAAAACUCUUGACGAUCCGCGCUUCCUGGAGAACGUCAAUGCAGCUUAUACCUACGCCAACGCCUCGCUUCUCAAUCUCCUUCUCACCAAAAACUCGCUGACUACGCGAUUCCGAUCUCUAAAACACUACUUCUUCCUCGAUCGAUCGGAUUUCUUUUCCUACUUCCUUGAGCUUAGCGCAUCUGAGCUGCGCAAACCAGCUCGAAAUGUGAAUGAGGGUAAACUCCAGUCGCUACUUGAUCUGGUACUUCGCCAGCCGGGCAGUAUUGCUGCACAGGAUCCCUUCAAAGAAGAUAUCAAAGUACGGAUGAACAAGAUCGGUUUAACAAGAUGGUUGAUGCAGGUAGUGAGCGUCUCUGGCAUCGACCAAGAUCACCCUGAAGCGUCAUUCGAGAAACAGCAAGCCUCGACUUCUCACAGCUCGGACGAUGAGAACAAUAUUUUAGGAUUCGAUGCGCUCGAACUGGACUAUUCUGUACCAUUCCCACUCUCGCUCGUCAUCAGUCGCAAAACGGUUCUGCGAUACCAACUCAUUUUCCGCCAUUUAUUAUCACUUCGCCACCUGGAGACGCUGCUGGUCACGUCCUGGGCAGACCAAAACAAGGUUAUGAGUUGGCGACAUAAAUCAUCAGACCGAAGACUGGAGCUAUGGAAGAGGCGCGCAUGGAACUUGCGUGCGAAGAUGCUUGUGUUUGUGCAACAACUUCUGUACUUUUGCACGGCCGAAGUCAUCGAGCCUAACUGGGUAGGAUUGAUGGAGCGAGUCAAUGGGGCGGAGGAUGCCAAUGGAUCCGAAGAAACUGUGAAUGGUACUAAGCAGGCCAACCGAACGGUCGACGAGCUAAUGCAGGACCAUGUGGAUUUCCUUGACACUUGCCUGAAAGAGUGUAUGCUCACGCAGGCCAAACUCCUCAAGAUUCAUUCCAAACUGCUGACUUGUUGCACCAUGUUUGCGUCUUGGACCGCCGCAUCGCUCUCGCGGGCACUGGCUUCGGCUGACCCUGACCAGGCUGUGGAGGACAGUCGAGGAUACGACGCGACCCGCAUAAGCAAGCUCGAAGAUACUCUCAAACGCUAUGAGGAUCAUUUCAAUCGCCACUUGCGCAUUCUUAUGGAUAGUUUGAACUACUUCGCCGCCACUGAGAGUGUUGUUCUAUUGAAGCUUGCUCAUUCCCUCAGCUCCAUCAGUAAGGAAGACUGA
Messenger RNA from Penicillium manginii, 2616 nucleotides. RefSeq names its product gamma-tubulin-complex subunit SPC97. Gene Ontology annotation, molecular function: gamma-tubulin binding; microtubule minus-end binding. The record is from RefSeq and is a predicted model, not a curated record. Lineage: Eukaryota; Fungi; Ascomycota; Eurotiomycetes; Eurotiales; Aspergillaceae. Gene Ontology annotation, cellular component: centrosome; equatorial microtubule organizing center; spindle pole. The transcript is spliced from 4 exons. Gene Ontology annotation, biological process: mitotic cell cycle; spindle assembly; meiotic cell cycle. The coding region runs from base 1 to 2616 and encodes 871 amino acids.